Messenger RNA from Pteropus alecto (black flying fox), 958 nucleotides. RefSeq names its product eva-1 homolog B (gene EVA1B). Lineage: Eukaryota; Metazoa; Chordata; Mammalia; Chiroptera; Pteropodidae. The transcript has 3 exons. Bases 172 to 672 code for a protein of 166 amino acids. The record is from RefSeq and is a predicted model, not a curated record.
CGUGCUGCCGCGGCCUGGGAGCCGAGCGGAGCGGGCGGAGCAGCCAGGACCUGACGGGAGGGAGCGGGUGGGGGCUCUGGGUGUGCCGCCGCCAGAGGCGCGGGGGCCGGGCCGCUGCGAAGCGGGGCGCUGACGGCUAACAGGGGUGCUGUCCCCACCACCCAGAGCAGCAUGGAUGCCCCCCGAAGGGACAUGGAGCUGCUCAGCAACAGCCUGGCGGCCUACGCACACAUCCGCGCUAACCCUGAGAGCUUUGGCCUCUACUUCGUGCUGGGCGUCUGUUUCGGCCUGCUGCUAACCCUGUGCCUGCUGGUCAUCAGCAUCUCCUGUGCGCCUCGCCCGCGGCCACGGGGCCCUGUGCCGCGCCGGGAGCCCCGCAGCAGCACCCUGGAGGCUGAGGACGACGACGAGGAGGACGAGGAGGACACAGUGACGCGGCUGGGCCCCGAUGACACACUGCCUGGUCCGGAGCUGUCUGCUGAGCCCGACGGGCCCCUGGGCGUCAACGUCUUCACGUCAGCAGAGGAGCUAGAGCGGGCGCAGCGCCUAGAGGAGCGGGAACGGAUCCUGCGGGAGAUCUGGCGCACGGGGCAGCCGGAUCUGUUGGGCACUGGCACGCUGGGGCCCAGCCCCACAGCCACAGGCACCCUGGGUCGCAUGCACUAUUACUGACCCAGCGGCUCCAGCUGCAAGGCUCUCUGGUACUGGACAUGCACAAGAGCUCACAGCUGCCCCAGGACUUUCGGACUGCCCCCGCCUGCAGUGGUAUGGUGGCCCCGCCCCCACGGUGCUAUUGGGCGUGGAUCCCCACCCUCUGGGAGGCACCCUUCUCCAGUCCCACCAGAAAACCUUGGGGGGCCAGAAAACCAUGAGGGGACAGCAGGACGCAGGGACCCCACUCCCACUCCAGCGGAUGGUUAAAAGGUGACGUGACCAAUGAAAGCUACAUUGCCAGUGA